Messenger RNA from Cordyceps fumosorosea ARSEF 2679, 2637 nucleotides. RefSeq names its product mRNA capping enzyme, beta subunit, structural domain protein. Gene Ontology annotation, cellular component: mRNA capping enzyme complex. Gene Ontology annotation, molecular function: polynucleotide 5'-phosphatase activity. Gene Ontology annotation, biological process: 7-methylguanosine mRNA capping; polynucleotide 5' dephosphorylation. The record is from RefSeq and is a predicted model, not a curated record. The coding region runs from base 1 to 2637 and encodes 878 amino acids. NCBI's taxonomy places the organism in Eukaryota, Fungi, Ascomycota, Sordariomycetes, Hypocreales, Cordycipitaceae. The transcript is spliced from 3 exons.
AUGGACCUUCGCUCGGUGCUUAAUACCUCUGACAACGGAGAUCGCUCUGCCGCCAGGGCGCCGCAGCCGCCGCCGCCGCCGCCGCCGCUGCAGCAGCAGCAUCCCCAGCAGCAUCCUCACCAACCUCGUGGUCCUCCACCAACCAAUGCGCAGUACGCAUAUCACGAGUACCCUCAUCAUUCAGCUUCUCAACGGUCACCUGGAAAGCCUGGAGUGCCCGAAUACCAACACCCCAGUGGCCAGUACCCGCCCGGCGCGUACCCUCCACAGUCUCCCUACCAGGCCCAAGCUGCGUAUCCUCCACGGGCUAGUCACCCUGGUUCGUUUGCGGACCCUCGAUCUCCUGGCAACGCACCCUCCGUUCAGUCGCCGUAUCGUCACUCGGCGAGCUCAUCAGCCGGCCCGGGACACGGUCCAGCUCAAGGCUACUUUCCCAAUCAAGCUCCUCACGAGAUCCGAAGUCCGAGUCAACGGCAUCAAUACCCCCCAGCCCAGUAUCACCCUCCGCCCCAUCACGCUCACCACCAGCACCAGCGUCACGACAGCCAUCCUCCUCCGCAAGGUCAGCCGACGACGCCGUAUCUGCAACACCCCCCGAUCCCUCAAACACCACCAAUUGGCCACCCAGGCCAGCAACACGGUCAGCGAACUCAUUCCGCGCAGUCUACUCCGACGCCAACAUCCGCACAUUCACAACACGCAUACGGCCCGCCCUUCUCUCAGGGAAGCCCUGUUUCCCAGCAUCAGCAUCCACCGCUAGAGUAUCGUCGACACCCUUCACAGCCUCCCGGACCUCCUAGUCAGCCACAUAGUGCGAAUCCAUCGAGUGCGCAUUCGCAAGGACCUCAUCCUUUCAGUCAACCUUCCAGUCCUUACCAGCAGAAAGUGCCCUUUCCCGGCAGCGCUACUGUUGCACAAGCCCACUCGUCUCCAAACGGCCCGCCGCAUCCACAGCAACCACAACAUCGUCUUUCCCACACACGGCCGCCUUCUUUGUCGGCCCAGGAAUCGCCACGCCCCGGAAGCGCCAAGCGCAGAUCCACGAGCGACCGAGAGCACAGCAUGUCGGUUAGCCCCAAAACACGCGUUGCCUCCUUGCCAGGCAAUGCCGGACAUCGCCCAUCAAUCUCCGAGAGCGAGUCUCGUGCGGAUCUCAGCCCCAAGCUUGCAAAUAUCAUGCAAUUCAAGCAGGAGCAACCUGCAUUAACGCCCGCCAAGCGAAAACUAGAUGACCGCAGCAUGAGUCCUAGUGAGCUCGAGAAUAGGAACCCGAGACCACCCCCUGGACAAACCAACGGCCAAGCAAGCGAGGCACCGCAGGCGGCGCCAAAGGAAGCACCGCAAGCGGUGACCCCGGCGGAGUCCGUGAAAGACGCGCCCAUCAAGGAAGAACCCAUGAACGAAGACACCGUCAACGAAGGAUCAAUCAACGAGGGGAUCGCCCCUGACGAGACGACGCCUGCAGCGAAGGGGUCAGCAACGCCUGCGGCGCCAGAACAAGAUGAGAACGUCGUGCGCGUUUGUCACUCAGACCCCCCUGUUUGGGCGCUCAGUCUCCGCACACUAGGCAAGGCCUUACCAAAGCAUGCAAACUAUGUUCUUCCACAGCGCCCGUACACGCCGCCCCCGGAUGAUGCAAAGGAAUCUCAUGUCUCUCGCUCACCUAUUGCCGAGGAAAGCCGGGCACCGUCACCUCCCGAACCCCAAGGACCUCAAGAGUUCCUUGGCCCUUGGGAAGCCAGCAUAACCGGAGUGAAGCCAUACGAAGAAAUGUCACGGGCUGUUGCCGAUUUCCUCUUCAUCCACGUUAUCAACGCCCAGGAUGCACAAGAAAUCAGCAGCAGAGGCAUCGAUUUUGAAAUUGAGGCCAAGCUUGGAACAUUGAUUGACAAGGAUACAAACCAUCGCAUCGAGAAAUUUGUUGAAUCGGAGUGUGUUCUUCGUGACACGGGAAGGGUGGCGUUCCAGAGUAGUAUGACCGAGACACACCACAAAGCUUUCAACGACUUCCUCAACAACAUUGUUAUACAAACGGACCCGCGCUCAGCACAUGGUAGGAAGCGCGUGCAAGUGCACUAUAAGCACCGGCGAGAGAUUGACAAGUACUUUGAGCUGCCGCUCGACAUGCAGGCACGCAUCCCCGGCUGUGUAAGAUCCCGGCUAGGGACACGCAAGAACGUCAAGGCACGCGUCACGUACGACGAGAAGACGGGCGAGGUCCUCAACAAGAUUGUCAAGGCUAGGGUGGCCGACAUUGACCUCCACAUGCCCAAGUGCCCGAUGGACUGCCGCAUCAGCAUCAACCUCGAGAUGCAUUGGGACGGCUCCGUCGACGAGCUAGAGAAGCUGCCCAGCGCGCCGUCCCAAGGAGGCGUCACCGACCGCCGCAAAGAUCGGUUGAGCUACAAGCAAGGCAACUAUCAGAUUGACCUUACCCAGGUCACCAUGCCCAGCGGGCAAGGCUCACACCGCGGCGACAAGGAACACGAGCUGGAGAUUGAAGUAUCCGGUGCCGCCGUCAUCGAGCAGGGCCGCCGCGCCAGGAGUGGCGAGGCGCACGGCUACCAGGAGUUGGUUGAAGGCUUCCUGGACAACGUGCGCGUCCUCGCGCGCAAGGCGCGGGAGUUUCAGCGAUGA